This is a messenger RNA of Amborella trichopoda, 2782 nucleotides long. RefSeq names its product Tetratricopeptide repeat (TPR)-like superfamily protein. The record is from RefSeq and is a predicted model, not a curated record. Gene Ontology annotation, molecular function: protein binding. Lineage: Eukaryota; Viridiplantae; Streptophyta; Magnoliopsida; Amborellales; Amborellaceae.
AGAAUUUCAAUAUCCGAACCAAGUUCACAAAAAUUUAAUUUAAAAAUAGAAGAAGAGGGCAGCCAAGUUCCCACUGCUUCUCUCUCAGUUGAUCAAGUAUGUGGAUGUUGUUGGGUUGUUCACCAUCUUGCCCAUGGCGCCUCUGCAACUCCCCAAAGCCCAAUUUUCAUUCAAUGGAAUCAAGCACGCUUCCUCUGCUUCUCCAAUUUCUCUCAGCAAGAAAACCCGAGCUUCGCAGAAGACCCUUCCUCUCAUGGAGAAGAAGAAAACCCAUCGCCCGAUCAACAAAGCUUCUCGCUCCAUAUCCCAACUCAUCAACGAAAACCCCUGGUCGUCUCAGCUUGAACUCUCUCUCAUGCCAUUUGCUUCCAUUCUCUCUCUAGACACUAUAACCCGCGUUCUAUACACCAUUAAAACCCCAUCAAAAGCUCUGCUUUUCUUCAAAUGGGUGCACAGUCGAGGCUGCGAGCUCGAUGCGAACACCUAUUUCAGGAUGUUGGAGAUUUUGGGUCGAACGGGAAACUUGAAUUCAGCAAAGAACUUGAUUUUGAGCAUGCCCAAGAAUGGGCUUUAUUAUGAAGAUCGAUUCUUUAACAGUUUGAUGAGAGGCUAUGGAAGAGCAGGGAUGAUUCAAGAGGCCAUUAAAGUUAUCAGAAUGAUGAAAGAAUUCAGGGUAGCCCCAUCUGUUUUGACAUACAAUAAUCUCUUCGGAAUUCUACUGCGUCGAGGCCGAACAAAUAUGGUGAAGAAAUUGUAUGAAGAUAUGGGGAGAGAAGGAAUAUCUCCAGAUGUCUAUACUUUCAAUAUUCUGAUAAGAGGUUUUUGUAUGAACUCAAUGGUGGACGAAAGUUUUUGGCUUUUCAACGACAUGGUUUGCCAUGGCUGUGUACCUGAUAUGGUCACAUAUAAUACUCUCUUGGAUGGGCUUUGCAGAGCUGGGAAAGUCGACAACGCCCGUAAAUUGUUUGAUGGGUUGUUAAGGAAAGGAGAUGCUCUGGUUCCAAACGUUGUCACCUAUACUACUUUGAUAAGAGGUUAUUGUGAGAAGAGAUUGAUUGGAGAGGCAAUGAAAGUUUACGAGGAAAUGGUGAAUGGAGGCGUAAAACCCAACAAUGUAACCUAUAAUACUUUGAUUCAAGGCCUAUCCGAAGCUCAAAAACUCGAUAAAAUCAAUGAGAUUUUGAAAGAGAUAAUGCACAGUGCUGAAUUCAGGCCAGAUACCUGCACUUUCAACACUCUGAUGAAUGCCCAUUGCAAUGCUGACAGAUUGGAAGAUGCGCUUGCGAUAUUCAGUAAGUUUUCGGAGAUUAAAGUCGAGGCUGACUCCGCGACCUACAGUGUUCUUAUUAGGAACCUGUGUCUUAGAGAUAGGUUUGAAGAGGCAGCGGAGCUCUUAGAUGACCUUGUGGACGGUGGUGUUUUGUUAAAACCUGGGGGGUGUAUUCCUCUUGUUGCCGGUUAUAAACAUAUAUUGGAAUAUCUGUGCAAGAAUAGGAAAACAGAAAAAGCUGAGAUUGCAUUCAGGCAGUUACACAAGAGAGGGACUCAAGACCCCUUUUCCUUUCAAAUCCUGAUUCUUGGACACUGUAGAGAGGGAAACCCGAAAAAUGGGUUUAAUCUUCUGGUCUUGAUGUUAAGGAGAGACUUUGUACCUGAUGUGGAGACAUAUCUUGCCCUGCUUAAGGGAUUUAUAGAGAUGAGGGAUCCAAUUUUCGCUCUCAAGACUCUUGAAAGGAUGUUGAGAAGUCGCCAUGUUCCUCAAACAUCUAUAUUCUUUUCGAUAAUCGACAUGCUUAUGAGAGAUGAUAAGGUGCGAGAAGCUGCAGACACCAUUAAGAUGAUGCUAGAGAGGGGGAUUAGACAGAAUAUUAAUGUAUCCACAAAUCUUGUCGAAGCUCUCUUUGAUGGUGGUUUGUCAGAUGAUGCAUUUGAAAUUCUUCAAUUAUUGUAUGAGAAUGAUUAUCUGGUGAAGAUGGAGAGAUUGCUGAGUUUUCUUUGUGAAGAGAAGAGAUUUUUGGAGGCAAAGCAAUUGUCAUUGUUCAGUCUGGAGAAGCAUGGGGACUUAGAUAUUGGGCCUUACAGCAGGGUCAUAAGAGGCCUUUGCAAAACCAAGAGAACAAAAGAUGCAUUUUCUCUCUACUAUGAAAUGGUGGAGAGAGGUAGGCAACCUGAUGAGGGUUGUUUGAGGGAGUUGAUGGCUGCCCUUAAUUCUGAGGGAAGAUUGAAAGAGGCAGAGUUUGUUGCUAAGUUGACAUCUAGGAGUAGAAAGGAUGAGCAGUAAUUUUUGCAUGUAUCAUACAAGAGUAGGGCUGGCAAUGGGCCAGACGACCCAGCCCGGCCCUAAAGAAGUAGGGCUUGGGCUACAAAUCGUGGUCCGAGGGCCAGUACCAGGCCUGUUCAGCCCACCCCACCCUCUUUUUUUCUUGUUUUUUCUCUUAUUCUUUCUUCAUUUUUUUUUGGCCCGGCCCAAUGGACAAGGGCCGUGGCCAGGGGAUCCCUUGCCCGUUGCCACCCUUAAUACAAAGUUUAUUUAAGAGCCCUAAAUGGAGUAUAUAAGAGUCCUAAAUGGAGAUCCAAAGGCUGUAGUUGCAUGCCCACUUUGUUCCCACUCUCUCUCAUUGUACUUGUUGUCUGUUGCCUUCUGGAAAAAGUUUAUGCAAGCCUUAUGAAAGGCUUCAAAGACCUGCUUGAAAAGGUUGUUCUGGCAUUCCAAAACCAUCAAAUUGAUCAUCUUAACCUCAAGAAUAAUAAAUAUGAGAAAAAAAAACCAAAAACAGAACAA